UAUAGUUGAUGGGAUUUUCUUGAACGGUGUUCUGAAUGUCGUCUUAAGCGCGUAGCAAUACGCUUCCCUUAAAAAUCCAACGAUUUCUAGCAAUUUCAGCCAAGACAAGACCAGACCCUCUUUUCUGAUCAGUUCUAUUUCUUUUCUGUUGUACUUGCAAACAAGAUGAACACCAACAACAACAACAACGACAAAAACCAAUCACCACAAUACCCCUCAGAUACAAACCCAUUUGCACCAUCUUCAUCAUCAUCUCUCCCACCCAAUCAAGAAACUGAGAAUUGGGGAACUCAUAUUAUGGGGGCACCUGCUGUACCAAGUAGUCACCCAGACAACAAAAAAGCAGCUUUAAGAAGUGGUGGUAGUGAUCAAGAACAACCUCAGGUUCAUUAUUACCACCAUCCGGUUUAUCCCUAUGUUCAAACCAGCCCCGUUGAUAAGCCAAGCAACAGUCCUAUGGAAUCAAUCCUCCACAUGUUCGAUUCCUGGAGUAAAAAGGCUGAAGCCACCGCCAACAACAUCUGGCACAAUCUUAGAACAGGCCCAUCAGUAUCUUCAGCUGCACUGGGGAAGAUGAAUCUGACAGUCAAAGCUAUAUCAGAGGGUGGAUUUGAGUCCCUGUACAAACAAAUAUUCACAACCUAUCCAAACGAGAAGCUGAAGAAGACCUUUGCUUGUUACCUUUCAACAACAACAGGACCUGUUGCAGGAACCCUUUACCUGUCUAAUAUUCAUGUAGCAUUUUGCAGUGAUCGCCCAUUGUGUUUCACCGCACCCUCUGGCCAGGAGACGUGGAGCUAUUACAAGGUAAUGGUGCCUUUGGCGAAGAUUGGAGCAAUCAACCCAGUGAUCAUGAGGGAGAAUUCAUCAGAAAGGUAUAUCCAGAUUAUCACAGUUGAUGGGCUUGAUUUUUGGUUCAUGGGUUUUGUUAAUUAUGACAAAGCAAUUAAGAACCUCCAAGAAGGGAUCUCACAUUUUGUGGUGCCAGGAAUAGCUGUACCAUCAUCUAAUACUUGAGCAAUGAGUUCUGGUGCUGGAUUUUUUGUUCCCCUUUCUGUCAGUGUUUGUGAUUGUUUUAUUUUACAGUUUUUGGAGUAUUAUGUUGUAUAUUUUUGUUUAAACGGUAUAAUCUUAGUCUUCGUGGUUUAUGCAUUGUAUCAAUACUUGAUUAUCAAAAUUUUGA
Gastrolobium bilobum is the source of this 1183-nucleotide messenger RNA. RefSeq names its product GEM-like protein 5. Bases 166 to 1017 code for a protein of 283 amino acids. The record is from RefSeq and is a predicted model, not a curated record. The transcript has 3 exons. Lineage: Eukaryota; Viridiplantae; Streptophyta; Magnoliopsida; Fabales; Fabaceae.